Messenger RNA from Paramecium octaurelia, 456 nucleotides. The record is from the annotation of a GenBank genome assembly. Lineage: Eukaryota; Ciliophora; Oligohymenophorea; Peniculida; Parameciidae.
UAUGGUGAUGGUCAUUCAAUAUCUUGUUAAAAAUGUGAUGUUUAGUGUUUAAGUUGUGUUGAACUCUCCUAUUAAUGCUUAUCAUGUCCAUAAACAAGAAAAAUAGAGACCAAUUGUAAGUGUUAAUAGGGCUAUUAUGAUAUUCGUUUGUAACUUUGUUCUAAAUGCAAUUCAAAUUGUCAUACAUGCGAAAUUUAAAUAAAUAAUUGAAUGUAAUACUAAUGAAUUUAGAGAGCUCAACUCAAUAACUAAAACAUGUGAAUGCUCAAAAAAUUAUAUUGAAAUUAAUGGAGUCUGUGAAUAAUGCUCUUAAAGUUUUAAAACUUGCACUUAAUCUACUGACAAAUGUACAUCUUGUUCUUAAUUUCGAAUUUUGAAAGAAUAAUGAUUGUAUUUAUCAUAAUAGAUUUGCUUUGUAUGAAAAUUUUUCAUCUUAAUAUAGCACAACCUUUGGAC